Magnolia sinica is the source of this 1943-nucleotide messenger RNA. Its product is annotated as transcription factor bHLH57-like. The record is from RefSeq and is a predicted model, not a curated record. NCBI's taxonomy places the organism in Eukaryota, Viridiplantae, Streptophyta, Magnoliopsida, Magnoliales, Magnoliaceae. Gene Ontology annotation, biological process: guard cell differentiation. The coding region runs from base 322 to 1548 and encodes 408 amino acids. The transcript has 4 exons. Gene Ontology annotation, molecular function: DNA-binding transcription factor activity; protein dimerization activity.
CUCUUAGGCGGCUGUGGGACUCUCUCUCCCUCUCUGUCUCUCUCUCAAACACCAUCCCAUCACUGCCAUUUGACAAUUUCUUCAUUUUAUAAUGCAUUGGAGAAGUAGUUUUCCACCCUUCAUUCCUCACCUACAUUUGCAUCUCUCUCGCGGAUGUGUCUUUUCGCUGCUCUGCUCUGACUACAUUUACUGAAGCUGCUCCCUCAAAACCGAAUGUUUGCAAUGGAGGGGAAGAGCGGUGGGAUUUAAAUGAAGCUGCUUUGAUAUAGGAGGGAGAAAAAGAGAGGUUGUAGUACGCAUUUCUACACUACUGCUGUUGCCAUGGAAAGGCUCCAAGGACCCGUCAACCCCCGCUUCCUUGGAGAGCAUUUAAAUGUGGAGUGCUUGGACCAAAGCAAUGCAUUGGAUUUUAGCUAUGGGCCAUUUCUCAAUACAGAUAGCUUGAGAUUUGGGGCACCUUUCUCGAACCCCAGCUUCGACGAUAAAAUUCCAUUUCUCCAAAUGCUAGAAGGUGUUGAAUCCCCAUCCGUUUCACCAUUACCAGAAUCAAACUUUCAGCUUCUUCUAAGAUUGCAGCAGCAAAAGAAUCCUUGGAAGAAGACCCACGUCCCUGAAACCGACUCUAGAAUCCUGCCAUUAGAGCUCGAAAGCUGCAUAACCCAUGUAUCAGAAUCGCAUUCCCCUGUUAAAUCCGAAGCCAAGGAGCACCAAUAUCCCCACUCCUCUUCAUGUCUAGAAGCCGUAAGCUGCUGCCGAGAACCCAUUUCUCCAGAAAAUUGCAAGGAUGUCGGAAAUUCCAGUCCAUCUUCCUUCUGGGUUUCAGAACAAACAACACCCCCAUUUCUGAAAGCACCCCCAAUUCGAGAGAAGAGAAAAAGGAAGAGAGCAAAGCCGUGCAAGAACCAUGAAGAGGUUGAGAGCCAACGGAUGACCCACAUUGUCGUGGAACGCAAUCGGCGGAAGCAGAUGAAUGAUCAUCUAAACGCCCUUCGGUCUCUCAUGCCAUCUUCCUUCAUUCAGAGAGGAGACCAAGCUUCGAUAGUUGGAGGUGCCAUAGAUUUCGUGAAGGAGUUAGAACAGCUCUUACAAUCGCUUCAUGCACAGAAGCAAAGGCGACAAACAGAGAAAGAAGGAUAUGGAGCCCAUGCUUUGAUACCUUUCAAUGACUUCUUCGUAUCGCCACAAUACACGGCCUACUCCCAACAGCCACACUCCAAAUACACCGUUGAUACCCACAUUGAUGAUGAAGGCCAGCAUGUCGAAUUCGCCAUCAAGAACGCAGCUGCAGUGGCCGAUAUUGAGGUGACGGUCGUCCAAAUGCACGUAAAUCUCAAGAUCUUGUCGCCGAGGAAGCCAGAGCAGCUUCUCAAGGCCAUUGCCGCUCUGGAAGAUCUCUCCUUAGCUAUAUUACACCUCAAUGUAACUUCUUCAGAACACUCAGUUCUCUACUCCUUUAAUCUCAAGAUAGAAGAGGGGUGUAAGCUUGGGUCAGCUGACGAGAUUGCAGCAGCCGUCUAUCGGAUUUUUCGCUUCAUUAACGGCGGAUGAGAGAGUUGUUCAUGUAUUUUUGCUCUUCUUCCCUCAUCUUUGCAUAGAAAAACGAUGUGCGAAAUCCAAGCCGCUCAGCAGGUGGGUCUCUCCAUUUAGAUUGCCAAUGCCAAAAAUCACGCUGGUCCGGAUAUCUGGUGGUCCACACAAGUACCUUGAAUCUGGACCGUACUUGUGCAAGUACGUUGUAGGCCCACCCGAGCGGCGCAGAUCCCAAGUGCGGAAUGGAGUGCUGUUUUGCAUGCACGGUGAGUGGUCCACAAACACACGGAAGGAUGUCCGGUCCGUUGCAUGUGUACAUGUUUUAGUUGUCCCGAUGAGCAGGACAUGAGCUGUAGUUGAGCAGCACAGACAUGAGAUUUUGAGAGUAUUCAUUCGAACAAUUUUCUAUUUUA